AUGGUGAGUGAAGACCCUAACCAACAGGACCACGAUGGCACCCCUUCGCAAACUUCGGCGCUCCAGGAGCACCCCAAUCUCUCAGUCCACCCCAGCGUCUCGAUCCACCCCAGCGUCUCGAUCCACCCCAGCGUCUCGGCCCACCCCAGCGUCUCGGCCCACCCCAGCGUCUCGAUCCACCCCAGUGUCUCUGUAUACCCUAGUAGUUCAGCCCACCCAAGUACCUUGGCUCAACCCAGUGGCUUGAUCCAGCCCAGUAGCUCGGGCCCUGAAGAUCUUAGCGUGAUCAAGGUGAGCAGGCGCCGGUGGGCGGUGGUCCUGGUGUUCAGCUGCUACUCCAUGUGCAACGCCUUCCAGUGGAUCCAGUACGGCGCCAUCAAUAACAUCUUCAUGCACUUCUACGGGGUCAGUGCCUUCGCCAUCGACUGGCUGUCCAUGUGCUACAUGGUGACCUACAUCCCUCUGCUCCUGCCGGUGGCCUGGCUCUUGGAGAAAUUUGGCCUGCGUACCAUCGCCCUCACUGGCUCCGCUCUCAACUCGCUGGGGGCCUGGGUGAAGCUGGGCAGCCUGCAGCCACAUCUCUUCCCAGUCACCAUGCUGGGCCAGGUCAUCUGCUCCGUGGCCCAGGUCUUCAUCCUGGGUAUGCCCUCCCGCAUUGCUUCCGUCUGGUUCGGGGCUAAUGAGGUGUCAACCGCCUGCUCCAUAGCUGUCUUUGGCAAUCAGCUAGGAAUUGCCAUUGGGUUCUUGGUCCCUCCCGUCUUGGUACCCAACAUCAAAGACCAGGACAAGCUUGCCUACCACAUCAGCAUCAUGUUCUACAUAAUCGCAGGUGUGGCCACUCUGCUUUUCAUCCUUGUCAUCAUAGUGUUCAAAGAGAAGCCUAAACAUCCCCCCAGCAGGGCCCAGUCCCUGAGUUAUGCCUUGGCGUCUACUGAUGCUUCAUACUUAAGUUCCAUCAUCCGAUUCUUCAAAAACCUCAACUUUGUGCUGCUAGUCAUCACCUAUGGUCUGAACGCUGGUGCUUUUUAUGCCUUGUCCACUCUGCUGACUCGCAUGGUGAUCUCCCACUACCCGGGGGAAGAAGUGAAUGCUGGAAGAAUCGGCCUGACCAUCGUCCUUGCAGGAAUGCUUGGGGCUGUGAUCUCAGGCAUCUGGCUGGAUAGGACAAAAACCUACAAGGAGACAACUUUGGUGGUCUAUAUCAUGACUCUGGUGGGCAUGGUGGUUUACACAUCUACCUUGAACCUGGGACACCUGUGGGUAGUGUUCAUCACGGCUGGCGCAAUGGGAUUCUUUAUGACUGGCUACCUCCCACUGGGGUUUGAGUUUGCCGUGGAGCUGACAUACCCGGAAUCAGAAGGCAUGUCGUCUGGCCUCCUCAACGUGUCUGCCCAGGUAUUCGGGAUCAUCUUCACCAUCUCCCAGGGCCAGAUUAUUGACAACUAUGGAACCACGCCUGGGAACAUCUUCCUGUGUGUCUUCCUGACCCUUGGGGCUGUGCUCACUGCAUUCAUCAAGGCAGAUCUCCGGAGGCAGGAUGCAAACAAAGAAACUCCCGAGACUAAACCCCAGGAGGGGGACGAGGAGGAGGACAGCAAGAGCAACAAAGCCCCCACCACUGUCUAGGAGGAGCAUUUCUGAGAGAGCGGAGGAGUGACUCGGGGGACUCGGACCGCCCCCACCUCUCCAGCCAGCACAGCUCUGCCUGCCAGCCCCACGGCCUUCACCCGAGCAGCUUCUGGGGGAACUAGGAGGAACAUCUGUGUCUUGGAGGACAGUGCUCUGCUUCCUGGAAGUCACUCCAGAGCUUGCCCUGUCUCUGUGAGGGGGGUGCCCUUUCCACCACACAGGUUGGGGCUCCGCCCUCCCCCUGUAGGUUCUGGGAGCUGGGGUGGCAGAGAGAAUCCUGGAGUCAGUCCUGACUGCUGCCUCACCUUCCUGCUCCAGCCCCUCUCUAGGGAGAUGUCCGCCAGAGGAAGGGCAAGCCCAGCCCAUGGUCGGUGUCCUUCACUGCAAACUCACCUAGAUCAUUGCCCCCGAGAACUCCAAGGGUCUCCCGAGAGGUGAAAGGAAAGAAGGAGUGGGGGGCCUUGAUAGGACUUGGGUCUGCUGGAUUAGGUGAGCACGUCCACCUCUGGUGGGGACAGUGUUGCAGCCCCAAACCCUCUCCUCACCCCUUCUCCAGCAACAAUCCUUUCUCAGACACCCUGAAUUUAAAGGGACUCCUUUCAACCAGCCCAAGCUGACCACUCAUGCCUUGCCUGCAUCUGGCUGUACUCAACGGCUUGGGGAGAAUUGCCUCAAAAUAAGACAUUUGUGCCAGUUCUCCUGUGCCCUGAGCUCUGUAAUCAAGACGCCUGUGCUGUUUAGUUGUGCCCACUGCCUCGGCCUCAGUGCCUUGGAGUUGCCUGCGUGGCAGCGGUGCUUGGGCCAGGACCCGAGGUGUGCCCACGGUGUCUGUGUCUGUGUGCACAGAUCUUCUGUACAUAAGCAAAGUCAAACUUCUGGUAGGAGGACCGAGUUAGGGCUGGGAGGGAAGUGGACAGUGAUGGUUUUGCACUUUUUGAUGAGGCCAAAGUGUUUACUCUUCAGUCCCUUAAAAUGCAUAAACAAAAUGCUUGCUGAAACCAUUGUUUCAUUUUAAAAACAUAAUUAGUCAUUUUCUACUUGUUAAUAUCAGGUGAUCAAGGCAGCGAUAGAUUCUCCAUGUGGUCUGCCUUAUCAUUUGUUGGGGCAGAGACGGCUUUGGGGGUGGGAAUGGGAAGGAGGGGUGGGGGCUCUAUACCAUGAGAGGUGGUCCUCUGCUGCAUAGACGGUGCCAUCGACUGGGUUAUUUUUAAAAUGAGGCUGCAGAGGUUACACCUGGCCUAUCUGGGGACUGCAACUCAGUGCCUAACAUGGGACUAGGACUGCUUUCCACACAGCGUCCACUCGAAGACAGUGUGCCUGCUGCCAAGCGAGGACAGCGCCACCCGAGGGUGCCUGCUGCCAGGAGCCCACUGUGGUUUCUGGCUUAUCUCCCAGGGUGGCUGGCGUGUCUGCUCUACAAGCACAGCAGUCAUGCAGCAGACUGUCUGGGCCGGAACCCAGGGCUGUUUUCUGCAGCUCUGGAUUGCUCCCCUUCCUGUCACUCUCCCCUUCGUAAGGCAUUCACCUUAUGUGCGUUAUGAGAAUGGGCUGCAUGGACAUUUCUUCUCUAGCGAGCUGACUGCGUCUGGGGCACUCUGAUCCUAUCUGUCAGCAAUCCUUAGGCGGACGAACAACAGUAGGAUUCCACUUGAAAUCACCUGGGAAGGGGCCAAGCCUGGGCUGUUUGAGAAACCGAAUAGCCAGAGUAUCUGCCAAAUACCCUGUAUCAUCUGUAGCUCCUCCGGGAUCUUGCCUUUAUUUAUCAGGAAUCACACUUCCUCGAGGCGCGCCCAGGAGAUCCAUAUGUCUUGUGCUUUCAUUCAUUCUUUUCUGAGGUGGACUCCCUGCAGACCGCCACCCCAACAUUAACUCUCUGUAAGAUCACUGCUUUUCUUACUGCCUCCUACAAUGGCUGAUAAGGGAAAGAUAGUUCAUACCACGGAGCUCUUUUUCGAGGAGGGGACAUGAAGCCUGGAAUUGCUAUAACCACUUUUGGUACCAUAAAGGAAGCCAGCCUGUGGAUGAAGCCAACGCAGGAGGGCAGAGUCAAAAGAACUCCAGAGAAAUGGAACUGAGUCCUGAUCAAACCAUUCCUGAAGCCUACAAUCCUCUGUUCAGUUUUGUCAGCCAAUGUUAUCUUCAUCGCUUCAGCUAGUUUAAGGAAGACUUUGUUCCUUUCACCUGAAGAGCCUUAACUGGUUGGGAAGGCCCGUCGCAAGCCCCCUGCUCCCUUUGUAACUCCUACCUUCCACUGAGGAACAUCACCAUUCUGUAGUUCAGUGACCUUAGUCCUUGAACAAGAUUAAGUGCAGCUAGGUCUGCCCUAGAUACUGCCUCACAUAUGAAGACACAUGAUGUCUGUGACUCAGCUCAGAUCCCACCUCCUCAGAGAGGCUUUUCCCAGGGAUCUAGGUUCUGUACCUCCUCCUCUUCCGAAUCACGGUACCUGGUUUUCUAGAGUCUUAGCACUGCCUGGGGUCGUUCUUUCAGGUGUGGGCUUGUUGACAGUCUGUUUCUUGACUACAGGGACAUUGCCUGGGUCGUUCAUGUUUCCUUCCCAAGUGUCUGGCAUGGAGUAUGUGUUCAGUAAACACUCGCUGAAGUAGCGAACGGGUUCUCGCAUCUAUACUCUGUGUGUGAGGGUUCCGCCAGUGUGGAGGGGCUCAGGGCUGUGUCUGGAUGGCAGCCGUCUGCUCCAGCGCCUUGUCCUUGGGCUCCAGUGCUCUUUCCAUGCUCAUACAGCUGUUUCCUUUAUGUUAAAAUAGUCGACAGUUAAAAACAAAA
Molecule: messenger RNA, 4413 nt
Organism: Capra hircus (goat)
Lineage: Eukaryota; Metazoa; Chordata; Mammalia; Artiodactyla; Bovidae
Product: feline leukemia virus subgroup C receptor-related protein 2
Exons: 10
Coding region: 1-1626 (541 amino acids)
Biological process (GO): transmembrane transport; heme export
Cellular component (GO): membrane
Molecular function (GO): heme binding; heme transmembrane transporter activity
Source: RefSeq, a predicted model, not a curated record